AGUAAACAGUUGUGAUUUUAAUUGCAUAUUUUUGUGAAAAUCCUUUUGUUACCACCUAGGUAACUCUGUUAAGUGAAGCAUUUUACAACAAACUUGAUGUUCUGCGUUUAUUCAAAGCGCUAGCAGACCAUCAUUCCAAUUCGGCUUGGCACGCUGCGUGUGGAAGAAGAUCGGUGUGUGAAUCCAGGUUGCAAUAAAGGGAAUCAUCCAAUCUGACGAAAUUCCAGUUUCGAAUGAGUGGUAGGUAAAGAAGUUCCACGACUGAUAAAACAUUUCAUAGUGCGGAGCAUCAGCAUCAGCCGCAGUAAAGGGAGAGCAACAACAGGUAACUACCGCCGAGUGACUAGCAGAGAGGACUUGGGGAAACCGGCGGAGGAAAACUUGUUUCUCGUCAGCAAUUUUCACUUUACGUCGACGUCUAUCCAGCUCGCAGUCAUCGCUCGGAGAUUCGAUCAGUCGGACGUGUUUGGUUUCCGUUCCUGGUAACGGCUUGCUGGAAUAAGUCGGCAGAAUAUUGGUCACCCAAAGGAAUAGAUACUCUGAAAAAGCUCUCUCGUCUUGUGACAUAACUAGUUACCCUGAAAACGGAUCAUAUUACUCGGAUGUGCUGGUUCAACGUGUCCGGAAUUAUAUAAUAAGCACAAGGAGCAACCAGUUCACUAGUUCAGAAGAUCUAAACCGUUGACCUACUGCAGGAAUAACGGUGCUGCGCGAGCUUCAGAGAAAGUGUCUUGAAUGGAAGACGUGGAACAGUGAAGCAAACAAGAAAAAAGAAAGUUUAACUUUUGCGUGGUUUUAUCUUUCGUGUCUCAUUGAGAAGAAAGUUUUUUUUUAUCUUUCGUAAGUGUAGCUGAAAUUGUUAGUGGAUAAAGGUAACAAUGAGCAGUUGGCCGAAUAAUGUUGGAAUUUUGGCGCUGGAGGUAGUUUUUCCCUCGCAGUAUGUGGAUCAAACGGAACUAGAGGUGUUCGAUGGAGUUUCUGCGGGGAAAUAUACGAUCGGACUGGGUCAAAGUCGAAUGGGCUUUUGUUCGGAUCGCGAGGAUGUCAAUUCGUUGUGUCUGACCGUAGUUAACAACCUGUUGGAGCGUCAUAAUAUUCCCCAUUCGAAAAUCGGCUAUCUAGAAGUCGGAACCGAAACCUUAGUGGAUAAGUCGAAGAGUGUAAAGUCAGUGCUGAUGCAAUUAUUCAAACCACACGCAGUCACGAACUUGGAAGGAAUUGAUACAACUAACGCAUGCUACGGUGGUACUGCAGCUUUGUUCCAUGCAUGGAACUGGGUCGAGUCUUCCAGCUGGGAUGGACGACUUGCAUUGGUUGUCUGUGCUGACAUUGCUGUGUAUGCCCAGGGAUCUGCCAGGCCUACUGGAGGUGCGGGAGCAAUAGCCAUGUUGGUCGGCCCCAAUGCCCCUCUAGUGUUGGAUCGCGGUCUUCGUUCGACAUUCAUGGACCACGCCUAUGACUUUUAUAAGCCGGAUCUCAGCUCCGAAUAUCCGGUGGUAGAUGGCAAGCUAUCAAUCCAAUGCUACUUGGGUGCGCUAGACAAUUGCUACCAAUUAUAUAGAAAAAAGUAUACUCAACAGAAUCCGAGAGCCAGUGUAAACCUGGACGUUUUCGAUGCCGUUAUUUUUCAUUCGCCUUACUGUAAGUUGGUCCAGAAAUCGCUUGCGCGUUUGGGCUUGAACGACUUUGUACUUACACCGGAAAAUGAACGUGCAUCAGCCUAUCCCGGGUUCGAGCAGUUCCAGAACGUGAAACUGGAAGAAACAUACUUCGAUCGUGAUGUGGAGAAAGCUUUCAUGACCCAUUAUGCUCCAGUAUUCAAUGCCAAGACGAAAAAAUCGCUACACUUGGCUAAUCAAGUCGGCAAUAUGUACACUCCAUCUGUGUACAGCGGUUUGGUUUCCCUGCUGAUUAACAGUGAACUGUCUGAGCUGGCUGGCAAAAGAAUAGGAGUCUUUUCAUAUGGCUCUGGAUUGGCUUCUUCGAUGUAUUCUAUAUCGAUAACAAAGGAUAGUCACGCUUUGGCCGAAUUCAAGACUCAUCUAAAUUAUGUCCAUCCCCUGCUGGAUUCCCGACAGAAGGUGGCCCCGGAAGAAUUUACCAAGCUUAUGGAGAUUCGCGAAAAGAACAACCACGCGGCACCUUACGAACCAUCCGGAAGCGUGGAAGUACUCUUCCCUGGAACCUUCUAUCUCCAAUCGGUUGAUAAGAUGCACCGACGUGUGUACGAGAAGGCUCCGCCGAAACCUGCUCAAACGACGAACUGUACUUCCUAGUGACCUUCAUCGAGGAACUUCGAGCGAUCCAUAAAGAACGUCAGAUCGGGUUUUCCUCACGUUUUGGGCUCUAAGAUUAAAGUUAUUUAUUCUCUGUGAAGGUCUAAUUUUACGUUUUGGCUUCUUGUACUAUAAU
Molecule: messenger RNA, 2412 nt
Organism: Ochlerotatus camptorhynchus
Lineage: Eukaryota; Metazoa; Arthropoda; Insecta; Diptera; Culicidae
Product: hydroxymethylglutaryl-CoA synthase 1-like
Exons: 2
Coding region: 879-2276 (465 amino acids)
Biological process (GO): acetyl-CoA metabolic process
Molecular function (GO): hydroxymethylglutaryl-CoA synthase activity
Source: RefSeq, a predicted model, not a curated record